UUCCUCAUCCAGCAUGCUAGUCUGCUUCUCGUUGCUAACAACCUGCUUCCUGUAACUUCGCCUGUCCAUUAUUCACUCAUGUAUUGACUGUUUUAGCUGCGGUUUUCUGUGUUCAAACUUGCCUGGAGAAGAUGCCUCCGUUCCCGCACUGACUGCACUUGUGUGCUCCGUGCUUGCUUGCAUGGUGUCCGUGUGUUGCUUUUGUCGCCUGGGGUUGUUGCAGUCAGUCCGGCCUGCUGCUGCUGUCGGUCUGCCUCGGCUGCGAAUUCACUUCAUUGCAUUUCUCGGCGUUACCUUUCCACCCUUGAAAUGAUGUUUAUUUUAUGAAGAUGGCGGUGAGGGGGACACUGUAAACUAAAUGACUGUCCGAAACAUCGCAUCCAUUUGUAAUAUGGGCACCAAUGCCUCUGCUCUGGAGAAAGACAUCGGCCCAGAGCAGUUCCCCAUCAAUGAGCACUACUUCGGAUUGGUCAAUUUUGGAAACACAUGCUACUGUAACUCAGUGCUGCAAGCUCUGUACUUCUGCCGGCCUUUCCGGGAAAACGUUCUGGCGUACAAAGCUCAGCAGAAGAAGAAGGAGAACCUGCUCACAUGUCUGGCUGACCUGUUCCACUCCAUCGCCACACAGAAGAAGAAAGUGGGAGUCAUACCGCCCAAAAAGUUCAUCUCACGUCUGCGCAAAGAGAAUGAUUUGUUUGACAACUACAUGCAGCAGGAUGCCCACGAGUUCUUGAACUACCUCCUAAACACGGUGGCAGACAUCCUUCAGGAGGAGAAGAAGCAGGAGAAACAAAAUGGACGCCUUAAGAACAACGGCACGGCAGUCACCACGGCAACAGAACCUGACUCCGAGAACAAGGCCGAGCCCACAUGGGUCCACGACAUCUUCCAGGGCACGCUGACCAACGAAACGCGAUGCCUCAACUGUGAGACGGUGAGCAGUAAAGAUGAGGAUUUCCUGGACCUGUCGGUGGAUGUGGAGCAGAACACAUCUAUUACACACUGUCUCAGGGACUUCAGUAACACAGAGACGCUGUGCAGUGAAUACAAAUACUACUGUGAGAUGUGCUGCAGCAAACAAGAAGCCCAGAAACGGAUGCGUGUGAAGAAGUUGCCCAUGAUCCUGGCCCUCCACCUGAAGAGAUUUAAGUACAUGGAGCAGCUGCAUAGAUACACAAAGCUCUCAUACCGUGUGGUGUUCCCUCUCGAGCUUCGCCUCUUCAACACAUCCUCAGAUGCUGUCAACCUGGACCGCAUGUACGACCUGGUGGCUGUGGUAGUGCACUGUGGCAGUGGUCCAAACAGAGGUCAUUACAUCACCAUAGUGAAGAGUCAUGGCUUCUGGCUGCUGUUCGACGAUGACAUUGUGGAGAAAAUCGAUGCACAGGCCAUUGAAGAGUUUUAUGGGCUCACGUCGGACAUCUCCAAAAACUCUGAGUCCGGUUAUAUCCUCUUCUACCAAUCCCGGGAGUGACCAGAGCGGCUCAGACAGGACUGAAUAGGAUUUUUCUAUUAUACCUUUAGCCUGAUAGACCCACCCACACCACCUCCACUGUCUCUGUCUAUGGAAUGGGUGCCAAUCCUAACGUGAGCCCUGGGUGUUGUGAGAUUUGUUUAAGUUAAAUGUGUCUUUAGCCACCUGCAUCUGGAUUGCACUUUAUAACCAAAAGCCCCACCCCUUGAUGUAGGCUAAUAUACAAAGACCACUGUAACAAGUCUAUUAUGGUUGUGUCUAAAUAUACUAAUGUUUUAUUGAUGGCACUGUGCAAAAGUUUUGGAAAACAAAAACGCUUGUCCAAAUGUGUUUCACCGAAAUGUUGGGGAAAACCUCAAAAUUCUACAGCAUUAACACAAGCCUGAAAUUUGAUAGAGAAACAUAUGCAUUUCAGAACAUGUUUGUUCAGUUUCAAAACACUGUCAUUCCUCAUUUGAUCCAAUAGAAGUUUAAAAACUUUUUAUUUAGACCUCACUAAAAACUUUUGCACAGUAUUGUUCAUCCUUUCCUAAUCUGUCACUAGGGCUAAUUUCAAUGUCUAUUAUAUGUUCAUAUGAAGGAGACUUAGAAGGUGUACUAAGGAAACCUACCUGAAGACCAUUAACUAACACUACAAAAUAUACCCCUAUUUAUUAAAUCUAUUUAUUCAUGUAAGUGGCUGAUUGUUGAUGAAGGUAUAAAUGCCCAUUUGUAGUAAGGUUGCGGUACAAGUGUACACCAUACACACUAAAUAUUAUGAAGACUUUAUAAUUAACAUCUUUUUAUUCAUUUCUUAACUUUUAUGAAUUGAAAAGAAAAUAAUAAAAAUGAAAUAUUACAAUUAAAAAGAUCAUUAGUGGGUGAUAACCUGGCUGGUAAAAUAUUAAUGUUUUUGUUAGUCAGACAAAAGUUAAAACACGGAUUAUAACCAUCAAGAACUGAAGGGAGUAGUGACUCAUUGGGUCACUUAUUUUCUGUAGCGCUUUCGUUAAUCUCGAUACAUUUCCCAGUUACUUUAUAUUUUAUAGCCACGUUCUGUCACCCGUCAGUGUGGCAACAUUGUGACCACUUCCGUCGCACAAACAAGACUGAACACUAAAGCACCACCUAAUAGUUCCCCACUGAGACAGAUUCCCACUAAGUGUAACUGUCGAAUGUUGUUUUUGCGGUGGUCCUUCCUUUUGUUUUUCCUAAGGGUACUCCAUCACCAGCGCCUCUGUACCUGCUGAGCCUGUUUCAUCCAUCUUCCACACUGCCUGAACUAUUGUAAGGCUAGAUUUAACUACACUUUAAGUCUUUUUUUCUGUUUUUCAUCUAAAAUUGUCUAGAAGUGAAAUAUAGGUAUGAUAUUGGUUACCUAUUAUGUUUUCCAGGGUUUAGGCUUGCUGCCAUGUCUUUGUACAACAUACUGCUGAAAAUAAGAGACCACUGCAAAUGUAUCCUUCCUUUAUGAUCAAAUCUCUUGUGUUUGUUAUAUUCUGCGUUUUAAGAUAUGUUUUAUUUGUAAAAAGUAUGGGCAGGUCAUAAAAUCAUACCAAACUUUUACAUAUAGACCUUUUUGAGAGCAUAUAGGCUAAUUAGUAAGGAUUUUUUCCCCCUGAGAAUAUUUUUAACUUCCAUUACAAAUCACUAUUUUGCAGUGGUCUUUAUUCCACAGCUGUAUUUACAUUCCUGUUUGUGUCAUCUCAUUGUUAAUUAAUAGUAUGAAAAGGUUUGUUAAGGCUAGUGUGUGUCUGUCCUGGUUCAAUUAGACUUAUUAGAGAGAAGAGAGCUCAAUGCACUUAUUUCUCUUCUAUUAAGUCUGUGAAGGGUUAUGUGCCAAACCUAAUCCAAUACUAUAACAAAUUUAUUUUCUUUGUUUAAAAAAUACAAAUAAAAAUGCAACCUGUACAUAAACCGUAUAACAUAGAAACCACUCCUGGAAAUGGGAACAUAUUUUUUUAAAGAUCUUUAGUGCUCAUUGCAAAGAUGUUGGCUCACAGGAACAUGCCGAUAAAAUGAAUUACUGAUUAAAUAAUACACGUAGGUUCAAAUCAAAAUCUGCAUAUUUAAAGCAUAUUGCAAAAAAAAAAAACAAAGUCUAGGGCUGUAGUUGACUUAAGAAGGCUGAUUAAAGACAUUCCCUGUGCAUCUGUUUGUCAGUUACAAAAAUGUGGCAUUGAGCUGUUAAAAGCUUUUAAAAUGACAAAGUAUUUAUUUAGAUAUAACCCAAAGUGCACUCACAAGACCACAAGCUCAUGUGUUCAUAUAAAAACAAAGAAGUAAUUGUAAACUGCGUCCUCAUUAUGUAUUUAUUUUUCAUAUUUAAAACAAAUGAGAAAAUCAGUCACUGCCUUCUUGUUUUUGCUGUUCAUAAAAACUUUACCAUCCUAAUAAUUUUAUUUAUCAACUAAUAAAAAUGUGCUUGACGCCAUCUACCAAUUAACUGAAAGGUCUGCAGCUCUAGUACUAAGUGUACGCAAUGAAAUGAAAUAGCGACAGAAAACUUUUGACAAUGUACGUGAUUUUCAGUAUUCAUCAUUUCUUGACAUGUAUCUGUAAGCUGUGUUAAGAUACUGUGCUGUUCAACAAUCACAAAAUCAUUGCUAACAUGAUGCUAACACAAUUCAGAAACAAAGAGGAGCCGAUCUUCCAUUGAAACGUAUGCACAAGCCCCCACUAUAGGAUGCCAUUGUCCUCUUUGCAUUUUAUCUGUCUAACUGUGACGACAACUGGAAGCUGCUGGGUGGGAGAAAAAAAAUCUUGAAAUGUUGAGAAAUUUGGCUGUAAAACUGAAAGUGCACUUUAAUAUUAUUGAAGAGCUGCAAUGCUUUAACAUGAAGAACCAUAGUUGUAACAAUAUGACACAUUUGUUUGGGGCUUUCUCUGUUUGUUCAAUAAUAAAAAAAAAAGACC
Periophthalmus magnuspinnatus is the source of this 4369-nucleotide messenger RNA. It is a transcript of the gene usp46, whose product is annotated as ubiquitin specific peptidase 46. Gene Ontology annotation, cellular component: nucleus; cytosol. Gene Ontology annotation, molecular function: cysteine-type endopeptidase activity; cysteine-type deubiquitinase activity. The record is from RefSeq and is a predicted model, not a curated record. The transcript has 9 exons. Gene Ontology annotation, biological process: protein deubiquitination. NCBI's taxonomy places the organism in Eukaryota, Metazoa, Chordata, Actinopteri, Gobiiformes, Gobiidae. Bases 359 to 1474 code for a protein of 371 amino acids.